Messenger RNA from Blepharisma stoltei, 4168 nucleotides. Lineage: Eukaryota; Ciliophora; Heterotrichea; Heterotrichida; Blepharismidae. The record is from the annotation of a GenBank genome assembly.
AUGGGCGAUUUCUUCCAAAGUCUAUCUAAAAAGGAAAUAAAGAUCCAAAAACCUACAGGAAAAAAAGCUGAAGAUAGUGGAACUGAUGGCAAUAUUAACAUUUAUAAGAGUGCUGCAAGGUCGAUCAUAAAAAUACUGUAUAGCCAAUUCACCAUAUGGAUUGCAUCAUUGAAGAUGUGAACGUACUAUUGGAAAUCAUAUCUUGUACAUCUUAGACUAGAGACUUCACAGUUUAGAAAAAUAUUCAGAUUAUAAAUAAAUAUUACUAGUCUAAACUAAUUAAUAUGAUUUUAUAUGCGUUAUUUUUAAAUAAUUAUAAAAAUAAAAAUAAUUUUCAAGAAUUCAUUUGAAAUUAUUAGAAUUUGCAUAUAAACUUUAUCGAAAUUUUUCAUAGGAGCUUCCCUCUAAUUUUUAAAUAUGAAUUUGUUUUAGGCUAUUUUUUUAAAAAAUUAAGCUCAUUUUAAAAUUGGUUUUACUUAUCAAACAUUUUUAAAUAUAGAAUUUUCCCAUAGAUGGCACUGUUUGCCCUUGAUUUGCCCACUGAAAUUUUUUUUUGGUUUGACCAAACCAUAUGGCACUGGUCGAACCAAAAAAUUUUUUCAGUGGGCAAAUCAAUGGCAAACUGCGCCAUUUAAGGGAAAUUUCUAUAUCUACUUUCAGAUUAUCCAAAUUUGGGCCAAGCCAUUUCGCAGCAAAAUUCCACUUUUCAGGAAGUUUGAAUAAAGAGUUGUUUAUUGCAAAAUAUUCCAUUGUUUUUUUUAACGAUCUUCAUCUAAACAUUAAAAUUAUUUUUAUAAUUAUUUCAAAAAUAUAUAUAAAAUUGGAUUAAGCCAGGUUAAAAUUAAUGAUGUUUUAUUUAAAGCGCGAGUAUUACUCUAAAUAGUAAGAUUUGAGUUAAGAUGUGCAAGAUAUGAAGUCUAUUAGAAAGGUUACAUUUUUAAUGAUGACGAUCUAUAUCAAUGCAUGAGUUAUAAGAAUAAUUCAGAUUAUCUGAUAGCCAGAUAAUUGAUAAGAUCUCUAAGGCGAAGUUCGACGAAAGUGAGCUAGGAAGCCGGCUGAAAGUAAUUUCUAUGCAGAAAAUGUCCAGAAAUUCUAUGAGUGCAGAAGACUUCUAUAGUCAAUUCAUGGAGACUGAAGCAGAUGAAGCUUACCAAAAACUUGCAGCUGAGCUUAGAGGGAUUCUACCAAGCACUUUUGUAUCAAUUUCAGAGAAGCAAGUUGAGGGCAAUCCUAGCAUUAAAAGUUUUUCCAACCCAUCACAGGAUAUAGCUGUGUACAGGUUUCUUGACAUGAAGAACUUUAAAAAUCCACAAAAUCUAUGGAGGUUCAUUACAUCCUCAGUUGACACCAAAAAACUAAGAGGGCUUACAGUAAAGAAAGGAAACCUAAGCUUUUCUCUUAUAAGAGAUAAAAAUGCCUGGCUUUUGUAUAAAAUAUAUGAUGUAAGCGAAUAUCCAACUUGGGAAAAAGCAAUUAUGGGUUGCUCUGAAUUGGAAAUGCUGCCAGAAAUAUUGAUAUAUGUAGAGUAAUAUUUAUAAAGGUCUCAAGAAGCAGUUGACGAGUUUAAAAUUACAAAAGAUAUUAAUGACAAGAUCAAACACUUAAAAAGAUUAGCAGGGCAGCAUGAAUUUGUCAUUCCAAGCACUAUCAAAAGCAAUGUGAUUGAUAAGAUAAAACCAUUGCUAAAGAUAAAAGCAAGUAAUGAAGCGAGGGUCCCAUAUGUCCAGGCUAAGCCUAUAAACCUCUAUCUACAGAAAGGCAGUAUUGAUGACUUGCCUGACUUAGAAGAGAGUCGAAAGAAAAAAACAGCUGAUAGUAGUUUAGCAGAGACCAAACCCCAAGCUGAGUCUUUGCUUUCCUUUUUAACUUCUAAUAAACCACCUCCUCCAAUUGUACCAUCAAAUCCUAGCAAGAACCUUCCUUCUCUAUUUUCAUCAUCUACUUCUAGUAAAAAUCCUCCUUCAAUACUUCCUCCAACUCCCCAAAAUCCUCAGUCAUCAAUCUUCCCAUCAGCUAACUUGAAUCCUCCUCAAAUGUUUCCAUCAGCUGGACUAAACACUCCUUCUAUCUUCCCAUCAACUAGUCCAAAUCCUCCUCCAACAAAUCCUUCACCUUUCAUCAAAGCUUCUCAGCCAAAAUUCAACCCUCCUAUAGCGCUUCCAAUGGAGUCACAAACAGCCCAAAUAAGUGAAAAUUCUGACUCUAUGUUUAAUUCUUCUAGCCUUUCUAGGCAAAAUGCACCAAAGCAGCCUGCCCCUUCAAUUUUAGCUAAUCCUACUAAUCCUCCUAAAGAUUCCUCUCAGAUAUUCAAUCCUCCGACUGUGCAUUCAAAGCCUGGCAUAAACUCAGACUUGAAUGCCCAAAAUCAUACAUUAAAAUGGCGAUGGCGACCAGCCCUUUUUCUCAACACCUGUAGCCUGCAUUCGCAGGGGACCUUGUGGAAGGGGAAAAGGCGCUCGAAAUGUGUAUCCGGCUAGGUUUUACCUUGGCACAGUGGAGCGCAACGUCGGAUUAGGCCGACUGCAGUUCAUUCUGACACCAAGGGUUUUGCCUCAGGGGAGAUGGAUUCCAGGGUUGGAAAGGGAAGCUCAGCAGCAUCAGGAAGGUACCUCCUGAUCAUUCGGGCAACUCCCUAGCGUGAAACUGGGGUUACGUCCCAGGCUUUGGAUUUCCAUCUUGGUCGACAGUCCUACCAGAAAAUUUGUUUUUCAAAUUUUCGGAAUGGGCAACCUCUGUUGACGUACUGCUAGGUGGCGUAACUCAUCCAACUACGGGUAGCGAGUGCACAUCCUCGUCCAGUAGGAGCAAGACCUUGAAGGUCGUGAUCGAUUGGUGGUGAGUAACCGGGUGAAGCGUGAAGGGUGGAGGUAGGGCAGGGGAAACCCGCGCCAAUACGGCGAGCCUCUCAUAAUACUAAUUAAUGUUAAUCUUAAUGAAUGCCCAAAAAUCUUCGUCUGAGCAACCCAUGCCUCAAAGUUAUCCGAGGUUUUCUUUAGCACCUGAGCAAGCGUCAAAAAGCUCACCUAGUCUAUCAAGUGAUAGCGGAAAAGCAGUGCAAACACCAAUUAAUCAGCCAGCUCCUCAAACUAAAACUGAACUUAGACCCCCACCCCUGCCUCAAACUCUUUUAUCAAUGAAGCAAAGUCAAAUUUCAUCAGUUCCCACAAAUCCUGCAGAUAUUUUAUUUAUAAAGCCUACUCCCAAUGAUCAUGUGACUAUUCCGAUAAAAGGAGAAAAAAUAGCAGCUAACUCGCUCACGGAGAGGGUUAGUUUUAGUUUUUUUUUUAAAAAAAACUACAUGAGGCUUUUCAUGGGAAAACUCAUAUAUAAAUUUUAUAGUAAAUUUUUUCAAAAAUUUAAAAAAAAAAUUGGAAAUCAAAUAUUAAUUUAAUUUAUUUUUAAAAUGCAAGCUGUUUAAAAUCAAACAAAAUUAGUUAGAGAUUUCACUAAAAUAAUUAUCACUUAUAUAUCAAUUGUUUUGAAACAAUGAUUUUGUUUAAUCACAGAGGGAGGAUAAGAUUAAUUCAAAGAGUGUUAUAUCUGAAAGUGAUAGCGAUAGUGGCAGUGACAGUGAUAGUGAUAGUUCUGGGUCUGAAGUAGAAUGUGAAAUUGGCAACAUAUCUUCAGCCUCCCCAGCUAUCAAAACUAUUCCUAUAAAAGUUGAUCCUUUGAACUCAAACCCAAUAGAAGCCCAGUCUAGGCCAGUAUCCCAAAUCGUGAAUAUGAAAGUGCCAAACCCUCCAAAGCAGCUUCCAACUAUCCCAAUCCAUGCUGAAUAUCUAAAUAGUGAUGAUAUUAAUAGAAUUAAUCGAAUCUCUAUAAUAAAAAUUAUAUCCCAAAAAUGCCAGAGGUCUCAGCCCCUCCUCCUUCUCAGAGUCCUGGCUUACAGUCAAACUUAUUUAGAAGUGAAGAAAACAGAAAGUCGCUUCCAUUACCAUCGCCACCACCAAUGCUCCCUAAAGUUCCUCUCCCUAGAGUCCCAAUAACUCUCCCACCAGCCCCUGCAGGCAAGCCUGAAACUUCAAAAACAAUUCUAAAAUCAAACCAUGAUCCCAACAAGUUUUGGGUAUGCGAGUCUUGCACUUUGAUCAAUACUACAGACCGCUAUUCUUGUGAUGGGUGCAAAAGGGUUAAUGAUUACCAAAGAACUCGUCUUCUUAAUAAAUAA